Messenger RNA from Pungitius pungitius (ninespine stickleback), 2469 nucleotides. RefSeq names its product bloodthirsty-related gene family, member 12 (gene btr12). NCBI's taxonomy places the organism in Eukaryota, Metazoa, Chordata, Actinopteri, Perciformes, Gasterosteidae. The transcript is spliced from 8 exons. Bases 98 to 1840 code for a protein of 580 amino acids. Gene Ontology annotation, molecular function: protein binding; zinc ion binding. The record is from RefSeq and is a predicted model, not a curated record.
UUUCAGGAAGAGAGCAGCACCUGUCGCUUCGUGGGACAUCGCAGCAAAGCGCCCCGGAGGAGGAAGGAACCUUCCGCGUCUCACGUCAGGAGCAAACAUGCAGAGCACAAGCUCCCCGGGAGGCAGCGUCCUCUCCGAGGACCAGUUCACCUGCUCCAUCUGCCUGGAGGUGUUCGUGGAGCCCGUCUCCACGCCCUGCGGACACAGCUUCUGCAAGGCCUGUCUGCAGGGCUACUGGAACCACAGCAAGAAGUUCCUGUGCCCCAUGUGCAAGAAGAACUACCCCAAGAGGCCCGAGAUGAGCGUCAACAGGGUCCUGGCCGAAAUCUCCUCCCAGUUCCAGGGGCUGAUGCUGUCCGGCGGAGGAGGCGGUGGCGGUGGUGGUGGUGGUGGUGGGGGGGGCGGAGGGGCCCCGCGAGGGUCCACGCUCAACCUGGCCCGCGACGCCAGCCCCGGGGGCUCCCAGGCGCCCGGCAGCGGGGACUUUGCCCGCGCCGGGGAGGUCCCCUGCGACGCCUGCAUCGGGAGGAAGGUGAAGGCCCUGAAGUCGUGCGUGAACUGCCCCGGGUCCUUCUGCGAGGUCCACCUCCGGAACCACAGGAAGGUGAAGUCCCUGGUCUCUCACCGCCUGAUCGAACCCACCUUCCACCUGGAGGAGAAGAUCUGCAAGAAGCACGAGCGUCUCCUGGAGGUCUACUGUCGCACGGACCACGCCGCCAUCUGCGCGGCCUGCGCCGAGUCCACGCACAAGUCCCACGACGUCGUCUCCGUGGACCACGAGUGGAAGAAGAGGAUGAGUAAUCUGGCCAGGAAGAAGUCGGAGGUGAAACAUUUGAUCAAGGAGAGAGCCAAGAAACUGGAGGAGAUCAAACAGUCCAUCAAGGUCAUCAAGACCAGCUCUCAGAGGGAGCUGGAGGAGAGCUGGCAGGUGUACGCCGAGCUGCAGCGCCUGGUGGAGCAGAGCCAGGCGGAGCUGGUGGAGCUGAUCGCCGCGAGGCAGCGGGAGGCCGAGCGCCACGCCCAGGAGCUCGCCCGGGGCCUGGAGAACGAGCUCAGCCAGCUGAGGAGGCGGAGCAACGAGCUGGAGGCGCACGCGCAGACGCAGGACAAGGUGGUCUUCCUGCAGAACCUGGCAAUGCUGUCGGCCUCGCCGGAGCCCACCGAUUGGUCGGCGGUCAGCGUCAACACUGACCUCUACCUGGGGACCAUCCGCUCCUCCGUCAGCGGCCUGGUGGAUCGGCUGCAGGAAGAGCUCAAGAGACUCUACGGGAAAGAGCUCCGGAAGGUCCAAAACUAUUCGACCGAGGUGAUUCUGGACCCCGUCACGGCCCAGAGGAACCUGGUGGUGUCCGACGACGGCUGCCAGGUGAGGUACGAAGAGCGCAAGGCCGUCCACGCCGAGGGCCCGCGGCGCUUCAGCCCCGCCCUCUUCGUCAUGGCCCGAGAGGGCCUCGGCCCCGGGCGCCACUACUGGGAGGUGGACGUCGGGCGCAAGACGGCCUGGACGCUGGGCGUGGCCAGCGGCUCGGCCCGCCGCAAGGGCGAGAUCAAGCUGAGCCCCGAGGGCGGGUUCUGGUGCCUGUGGCUGAAGAACGGCGAGGUGAAGGCCCUGGCCUCGCUGCGCAUGCCUCUGCCGCUGCCGGCCCCGCCCAGUAAGGUGGGCGUGUUCCUGGACUACGAGGCGGGCCAGGUGUCUUUCUACGACGUGAAGGCGCGCGUGCAUCUCUACACCUUCGUGGACACCUUCAGCGAGAGCCUGUACCCGAUCUUCAGCCCGUGCCUCCACCAGGACGGGAAGAACUCGUCGCCUCUCCUCAUAUCGCCGGUCAAACACACCUGAGGGGCGGGCAGCCAAAUCGGGAGGCGGGCCGCUCGGGCCAGCUCGCAAGGCGCUUCCCCUCAAACGACCGUCCAACCAAUGGACUGAAAACACAGCGAUUUGCCAGCAGUAAAACCCAUCCUCAUCGUACUUUAUUGACACGUUAUUGCAUCCGCUCAGGUAAAACCAGGCUUAUUGCGUAUUACUGAGAGAUAUUGAUCUUUUAAUUACUAGGUUAAUAGGUAAAGUUCACUUCGUUGUUACUUAGUGUACCUCUCCUCUCAAAUUGUAUCUAAAACAAGCCGAUAUCUUGGAGUAAAAACAUGCAAAGGACUAGAGAGGAUUAUUCUGACCCUUUGACCUUUUAACAGCCGUGUAUCAGCUGGGUGUGGUGACAGUAAUGCUGUUCUAAUCUUUUUUACAAGACUUGGAAAGUUUACAGAAGAAAGGAAGAUAAAUAGAUGUAGAUUUACGGUCUGAAGGCCGUCCAAGUUGACCAGAUAAGAGAAUUCUGUACAUACUGUAGGAGGUUUUUAUUUCUUAUUUUAUAAUCCAUUAUGGUUUUAGGGCCGUGAAAGUACGUUCUGAAUAUAUAUAUCAAAUAUGUUAUUUUGUAUCAAUCAGAACUUGUUCAUUAAAGAAUAAAUUCA